Messenger RNA from Erigeron canadensis, 2754 nucleotides. Its product is annotated as inactive protein kinase SELMODRAFT_444075-like. Gene Ontology annotation, biological process: protein phosphorylation. Lineage: Eukaryota; Viridiplantae; Streptophyta; Magnoliopsida; Asterales; Asteraceae. The transcript is spliced from 10 exons. Gene Ontology annotation, molecular function: ATP binding; protein kinase activity. The record is from RefSeq and is a predicted model, not a curated record. The coding region runs from base 312 to 2522 and encodes 736 amino acids.
ACUUAAAUAAAAAACACAGAAGCAACACACACACACAGUCACUCAUACCUCCUCAUCACACUUUCACAACAUAGUUUCAUAUUAUUAUUAUAAUAUCUUCCAUUUUCCAGAUUGCUAAAUCCAUUGCAUUACAUUACAAAAGGAAUCAGAAGGGGGCUUGUGGUGGGGGCUAAGUAACAGAAGCACACAAUAAUACAAUUUGGGAUCUUUUUUUUACACCUUGUGAAUUGUAUGUCCUACUGAUCCUGUCCUUUGAAGAAAUGAUAAGAGUUGGAGUGAUGAAAAGGAAUCUUUGAAAGUAUUUAUAUAUAAUGGGUUCAAUGAGUAAAGAAGACAAUAUGGGUAAACCGGGAAAGGGGUUGGAUGCGGCCGAGAAGGUUGUCGUUGCUGUUAAGGCAUCUAAAGAAAUUCCAAAGACUGCUUUGGUUUGGGCUUUGACUCAUGUGGUUCAACCAGGGCACUGCAUUACAUUGCUUGUGGUCUUGCCUGCACAAACUAAUGGUAGAAAACUAUGGGGUUUUCCAAGAUUUAGCGGAGACUGCGCUAGUGGCCACCGGAAGUCUUACGUUGGAACAAGUUCAGACCAAAAAAUCGAUAUUACGGAUUCCUGUUCUCAAAUGAUACUUCAGCUUCAUGACGUUUAUGAUCCAAAUAAGAUAAACGUUAAAAUAAAAAUUGUUCCGGGAUCACCAUGUGGAGCAGUAGCUGCAGAGGCCAAGAAAAUUCAUGCUAGCUGGGUUGUGUUAGACAAAAAGCUGAAACAUGAACAGAAAAGAUGUAUGGAAGACUUACAAUGCAACAUUGUGAUAAUGAAGAAAUCGCAGCCAAAAGUUCUUCGUCUGAAUUUAGUUGGAUCACCUAAAAAGAAAGAUGAAGCUGAUUGUCCAUUGCCUUCAACAAAUCCAUCUUCUGAAAAACAAGCCAAAAACAAAAGCUCGUCUCUUGAUUCAAUUCGAGGACCUGUUGUUACUCCAACAAGUAGCCCUGAGGUCUUUACUGCAACCGAAGCUGGAACCUCAUCAGUUUCAAGUUCUGACCCGGGAACAUCACCAUUCAUUAUCCCGGUAAGAAGUAAUUCCUUAAAUAAGGAGAAAUUGUUAGCCGGAAAGCAGAACCAAGAUCACCUAGAGUCAAGUUCAGACUCUGAAAGUGAGCAUCUAUCAUCAUCGUCAUCUAGCUUAAGGUUUCAACCAUGGAUGGUGGACCUAAUCACAUCAAGCUGUCAAUCAUCUCAAAACAGGGAAGAGAGUUCACAAAGAUAUAGUUCAUUAGCUCAAACUUCGACGUCCCAAGACAUGUUCAGGAGGUUCUCUAAGCUUGAUCGAGAUAGCGAGCAUGGAAGCCAUAGAAGUGAUGUAGAGUUUAAUGGAAACGUUAGGGAAGCUAUAUCUUUAUCUCGAAAUACACCUUCUGGCCCACCUCCCUUGUGCUCAAUAUGUCAACACAAGGCACCCAUAUUUGGAAAACCACCUAAGUGGUUCACUUAUGCGGAGCUGGAGCAUGCAACCGGAGGAUUUUCACAAGCAAAUUUCUUAGCUGAAGGAGGAUUUGGGUCAGUACACAGAGGGGUACUUCCAGAUGGGCAGGCAGUUGCUGUCAAACAACACAAACUAGCAAGUUCUCAAGGGGAUCAAGAAUUCUGCUCAGAAGUUGAAGUUUUGAGCUGUGCUCAGCAUCGGAACGUUGUUAUGUUGAUUGGAUUUUGUAUCGAGGACGGAAGGAGGCUGCUUGUCUAUGAAUAUAUAUGCAACGGAUCUCUGGAUUCACAUCUUUAUGGACGUCAUCAAAAUCCUUUAGAAUGGGCAGCACGACAAAAAAUUGCCGUUGGAGCUGCGCGAGGGUUACGAUAUCUUCACGAAGAAUGCAGAGUAGGCUGCAUUGUACAUCGUGACAUGCGUCCAAACAACAUCCUCAUCACCCAUGAUUUCGAACCUCUGGUAGGGGAUUUUGGCCUAGCAAGGUGGCAGCCUGAUGGUGAUACUGGAGAAGAAACAAGAGUAAUUGGCACAUUUGGAUACCUGGCUCCUGAGUAUGCACAAAGUGGCCAGAUCACCGAGAAAGCUGAUGUAUAUUCCUUCGGAGUUGUACUAGUGGAGCUUGUUACAGGACGAAAGGCAGUGGAUCUUAGCCGCCCCAAAGGCCAACAAUGUCUCACAGAAUGGGCACGUCCAUUGUUGGAAGAGGAUGCCAUUGAUGAGCUAAUAGACCCUUGUUUAGGGAACUCUUACUCAGAAGAAGAGGUUUAUUGUAUGUUGCAAGCUGCUUCUCUCUGCAUUAAACGAGAUCCACAAUUACGUCCUCGCAUGUCACAGGUGCUAAGGAUACUAGAAGGAGACAUGAUCAUGGACUCAAGUCAAGACGUUGGGAAUCGGAGUGGUAGGAUUUAUAUGGACCAUCAACAAAGUCCAAUGAAGGAGACAUUUGAAGGAGGGUUCAGUAGCAAACUUUUUCUCGACUCAGUGCGUCCUUCUUAUUGGCAAAGGGAAAAGGCCAGAAGAACUUCAUGUGAAGAUCGAAGGUAAUGCAAACCCAAAUGCUCAACACGAUGAACCUGUAACAUUCUUUUUUGUUCAUCUUGUAUGCUUUUGUCCUUGUACAGGACAUAAUUAGUUGUAAUUCCCCCGCACGUGCACAAAGUGCUGGCUAAAUGCUUAGUGAGUAUAUUCUUUCGAGUGAAAUGGAUGAAGCAACAAAGCAACACUAACCUUUAGUUUCAGAUUAAUUGAGCCAAACGUAUUGCUAUUUAUUUAUACA